Molecule: messenger RNA, 4671 nt
Organism: Saccostrea echinata
Lineage: Eukaryota; Metazoa; Mollusca; Bivalvia; Ostreida; Ostreidae
Product: F-BAR domain only protein 2-like
Exons: 25
Coding region: 44-2716 (890 amino acids)
Biological process (GO): clathrin coat assembly; clathrin-dependent endocytosis
Cellular component (GO): plasma membrane; cytoplasm; clathrin-coated pit
Source: RefSeq, a predicted model, not a curated record
CAUAAUAAUCGCCAUUUUCUGUAACACCUACAGAAACUUCAAGAUGACAUCGUUUGCCGAUCAUUUUUGGGGGGAGAAAAAUAAUGGAUUUUUUGUUUUGAAUCAUAAUAUGAAACAAGGACAACUAUCAUCCAAAGAUUUCAUAGAUUUUCUUAGGGAAAGUUGUACAGUAGAAGAGACCUAUAGCAAGCUUCUAAACAAAUUGGCCAAGUCUGUAUCAAACAAUACACAUGGAGGCACAUUUGCCCCAUUCUGGAACGUAUUAAAGACCCUAGCAGAAAAGAUUUCCACUCUUCACACACAACUGGUACACUCUCUGACAGAUCUAAUGAAGGAUGUGGCUCGGUAUAGUGAGGAACAAGUUAAAAAGAAUAAAGCGGUGAAGGAACGUGAGGCGAGUACACUAGAAACAGUGAACAACAUUCAACACACAACAGCUGCUCUUCAUAAGGCAAAGGAAAUAUAUCACACAAGAUGUUUAGAGUUGGAGAGAUUAAAAAGAGAUGGUUCAUCUCAAAAAGACAUUGAGAAGGCAGAGACAAAAUACAAGAAAGCCAGUGAAGAUUACAGAUCCCUGGUUGAGAAAUAUGCAAAUGUCAGAAAUGAAUUUGAGACAAAAAUGAUGGAUUCCUGUAAGAGAUUUCAGGAGCUGGAGGAGGAACACAUUUGUCAGAUGAAGGACUUUGUAGAUUCUUUUGCUAAAGCUUGGCAGAAUGAACAUGUGAUGCUGGGUCAGGUACAUGAAGAAUUUCGUCAAAGUUGUGAUGAAUUGACUGUUCUUAAACUCUUAGAAAUUUUCAUCAAUUCUAAGAAAACAGGAGAAGAAAAACCAGGACCUUUAGAGUUUGUAGAGCCCAAUUUUUCCAGCCUGCCUCCAGCUCGUCCUAUGUCUCCCGACCCUAACGAUAAACGGGAUAGCAUAUCGGAGAAAUCUCGCCAAGACUCUAGCGGUAGUCCCAGUCCCGUCCCCUCGGAUCAGCCUGGCCCGCUCAGCCGCAGCGUAAAUCUCCGCGUCUCCAGAACAUGGUUUCUCAAAAAUAAAAAGAAAAAAGAGAAGAAAAAGAAGAAAAAAGACAAAGAAGAAAAAGAAGCACAGUCCUCAGACACACAGUCAGUAGACACAACAGAAGGGACAACUCCAGAUGUAGAUGAGGAGGGCUAUUCUAUUCGACCUGAGGACCCCAUGGAGAAUAGCUGUGAUAAAAAUAGCUGGUCCAGCGAGAGCGACAGUGACUCGGAUGAUGAAUCAAAAAGGAAAAUCAAAGUAGCGAUCCGUCCUUUAAGUCCAAAUGGCAAUGUGUCUGGAACUGUAGACGAUAUCAAACAGUCCGUCAGUCAGCUAAGACUGUCACCCACAGCAGCCCUUAGAAAAAGAACCACCACACCUAUAGACAAAAAGAUGAUGAAGAGGUCACAGUCAGAGUCGGACACUCUGGAUCCAGUAAAACCAAACCAGGACCUGUUAAACUUGGACUUCUUUUCCUCGUCAAGUGCUUCCACCCCAACAGGCAGCCGCUACAAUCUCCCGUCACCGUUAUCUCCCCUGGCGGACACCAGUCUACAAAACAACACCAGCCAUAGUAUUGCUUCAACAUCACUCCACAAUUCUAGUGGAAAUGAUGUGUUAAACAAUAGUAACGGGUCAAAAGACAGCUCUAGUCUAAACAACUCUCUCCCAGGACCACCCCCAUCUAUCCCACAACGGCCAGUCUCUCAACCCAGAGUCAAGUCUAGUGUACCCCAGCUUCCCUCGCGUCCGAUCUCUGGUCGCUCCAGUCCUGCCUCCUUCAUGUCUCGAUCAGACAGUAGUAGCAGUGUGACCUUCAACACGACAUCCAUGCCUGUUGGAUCCUCCCGAGGACCAAGUCCUCUCACCAUUGGCAUGUCAGACACCAUUCCAUUAGCCAUUGCUUUUACAGAAACAAUCAACGCCUACUUCAAAGGAACUGAUGCUACAAGAUGUAUGGUUAAGAUUACAGGAAAUGUGAUGAUGUCAUUUCCUGCCGGGGUUGUGCGAGUUUUUACAGAGAAUCCUAACCCUGCAUUACUGAGCUUCAAACUCAAAAACAUCUCUAAGUUAGAGAACACUAUGCUCAACAAACAACUGGUGGAAAUGGACACAAGUCACCAGGAACCUGAUACAAACUUCUACACUUUCAACAUGUCUGCUUUGAUUGACCAUCUAAAAUAUCAAGGGGAACAGAACAAGACAGCCUCCUACUUUAACAUCGACAUUCUCAAAUAUCAGGUAUUGACCCAGCCUGGAGUGGAAAGUACGCCACUGACAGUGGUGGCGUAUUGGAAAUGUGAAGAGAAUACCACUGACUACCGCCUGGACUACAAAUACAACCCAAACUCCAUGUCAUCACCGUCAACUCUCAAAAAUGUUCAAGUAAUGGCAGCCGUCAGUGGAGGUGUCAACAACAUGCAGAGUAUUCCUGCUGGUGACUGGAAUGAAGACAACCAACGGGCAACAUGGAGGCUUAACGAUUUAUCAGAACUUAGUGAGGAAGGAAGUCAAGGCAGCAUCAGGGCCAAGUUUGAGUUGAAGUCGGGCCCCUCCCGGCCCUCGCCCUCAGCCAUCCAGUUCUUGUGUGAGGGAGCAUGUCUAUCUGGCCUGGAGAUGGAGAUGGUAGGGCCAGGGUACAGGGUAUCCCUACUGAAAAAGAGGUUUGGUGCAGGUAAAUAUUUGGUGGAUCCAGAGGCCCCAGUUUGACCAUGUUUGGGAUCUAGUUUUAUCAAAUUACCAAUGGGGUGACAGUGACAAUUACCUCAUUCACAAACUAGUCAAUUGACCACAAUGCACCUCACUAAUGGAGCAGGAAUGUCCCAGAAUUCCAAACAAAGAAGGCAGAUGUACGGGUGAUUUAUCCUUGGAGUGAGGAAGCAAGGGAAAUUAAUCUUGUCUACUUACUGUGAAAAUUUUUAACUGUCAGAAUAUACUGUGAUAUCUAUUUCCUGUACAAUUUUUAACUUGUAAUAUUUAAGUAGAUAUUUGUUUGACAUCUCUUUUUGGUUCUUACUGUUAGAGCGAUGUGAUUUUUUUGGUAAGAAGUGUUCAUCACUGUAGCCAUUUAUGUGAUCUAAACUAUAGCAGCUGCAUUAGAAUGAACUGGCAUUUAGGAGUCUGCUUUACAGAGUAUUUAUCCAGUCUUAUCAAAUGAAAAGUGCUACAACUAACAAGAAGUUUUUUGUGUGUGUUAGGAAUACUGGAAGUUUGUAGUUCCAGUGUAGAAUUAUUUUAUGUUUCAGUGACUAGCGUGAGAUGUUGCCUUUUGGUUAAGAAGAACCAUGGGUGUGACUUGUAUGUGCAAUAUCACAUUUUUGCUUGUAAUUUCUUUGUUAUUGUUUUAAAUGGAGGGAAUAUUUAUUCUUAUGAAUGCAGUAUUCAUGUCCUAAAUGAAGUUGUUCGUUUUAGCAUUGAAUUCAAAUCUAGGAAAUGAUAAUUAAAUUUCAGUAGAUGUUUAUUUUGACACUAGGUUUCAGUUAGUGUUUAUGUUGUCAUCAGUCGAGGCGUUGCUGGCAGUGCCUUUCCAUUUUUUUUUCACUGAAUUCCAUUCCUGAAACUUUUGCUCUCUCACUCCUACAAAAAGUGGGUCUCUUAGAUGACUUGCUCUAUGUUGAGAUAUUAUAUAUUGCCUCACUUUUAUCCCGAAAAUAUAACUCGAAUUCAAUGAAUAAGAAUAUAUGGGGGUUUGUUAUCAAGGUUAUAUAAAAUUGAAAUUACCAUUCUCGGGUCUAUGUGCAUCCAUUUUGAGGUAGCCCCAUUGCAAUUUCUAUUGUAUUUUCAGUAAAAUAAAAAGUUGACAAUGCUGAGACCUAUCCGAGAAUAAAGUUCAGCCCUCAUUUUCUCGUUCUUUUGCACCUGAUUUUCAUUUCUGGUAGCCUUUUUAUAGAUGUAGUCAUCGACAGCCAUUUGACAAGGACACUUUUUCAUGAAAAGAAAUUCAUAUAUUUGGUAAUUUUGUGAGAUGUGAAAUAUAUCUACUGCAGUAUGACUACGGUAUAACUAUGAUGGAAUUUUCGUUAUUUUUAUAGAAAAUUCUGGAAUAAAAAAAUGCCUCCCACAUGCAAUUUAUCACCGAUAAAAAGUUCCACCCACAUCUGUUUUUAAGAAAAUUGACCUGAGAACCUAACAUCAAUUUUACUUAGCCAUAAUUGUUUUAUAAAGGUUUUCUCAUGGAAUGUAGAUUAAGUUUAAGUGAAUUAUUAUUUUGAGUGUUUAAAAAAAUCUGCACAAAGUAAAAAUACCCAUUGGAAAAGAUCAUGGGUAGUAAUGUUUCAUUGAGUCAUAAUGUAGAAAUAAAUUUAUUGUAAGAUUGAAAAUAUAUUGUAAAAUAUAUUGUAAAAUCAGAUUGAACUAACAUAAGCGUUUUACCAUAGGAUGAAAUUGAGAUAUUCUGUCCAAGUUAGAUCUUGUACUACCAUACAAAAUAACUUUGAUGUUACAUUGCCUUGAGCUUUAAGAUGUUACACACUCUCUCAUCUUAAAACAUUCCAUACUCGGUUGUACCUUGAGUGUGUGUGACAGUAACGUAGUCUGAAACAGACUGUGAUAAUUAUCCUCAUCAUAUUCCUAUGUACACUACUUUUAUUACAUCACUUAUUAAAUCAUUUUAAAUAUUAAAAAUAACUUGAAAACUAUAUCGAUCAAUAAACACAAUAAAUACU